Messenger RNA from Cyprinodon tularosa, 2180 nucleotides. Its product is annotated as sodium- and chloride-dependent GABA transporter 2-like. The record is from RefSeq and is a predicted model, not a curated record. Gene Ontology annotation, cellular component: membrane. The coding region runs from base 95 to 1918 and encodes 607 amino acids. Gene Ontology annotation, biological process: sodium ion transmembrane transport. NCBI's taxonomy places the organism in Eukaryota, Metazoa, Chordata, Actinopteri, Cyprinodontiformes, Cyprinodontidae. The transcript has 14 exons.
UAUUGCUUGACAGAAUCUUUUGAAGAUAUGAAGAAAGCUUCACAUACAAUUUAGAGACUUUAAAGAGCUCUUGGUCCUGAGAAAACCUGCUGGUAUGUUGACCGAAAAAUGUGUUCAGAGAGAUCUUCCAUCAGAGGUGGAGGAGAGAGGACACUGGGCGAGCAAGGUGGAGUUUCUAUUGGCCGUGGCUGGAAAUGUUGUCGGCCUCGGUAACGUGUGGAGGUUUCCUUACCUCUGCUACAAGAACGGAGGGGGUGCAUUCUUGGUGCCAUAUCUGGUCUUUGUGCUGACCUGUGGCGUACCCCUGUUCCUGCUGGAAACAACCAUGGGUCAGUAUACUCAGGAGGGGGGCAUCACCUGCUGGAGGAAGCUGUGCCCACUAGCAGAAGGUAUAGGCUUUGCAGGGCAGCUAAUUCUACUCUACAGCUGCAUGACCUACAUUAUCAUUCUGUCAUGGGGUUUGCUCUACCUCAUGUUCUCCUUCAGCCCCCAGCUGCCAUGGGCCACCUGUGACAACUACUGGAACACAGAGAACUGUGUGGACUUUUCAGCAACAAACAGCACCUUCCUGUUGAUCAACGGGACGAACUCAACUUCGGCCGCCACAGAAUUCUGGGAGCGCCGUGUCCUGGCCAUUUCAGGGGGGAUUGAGGAGUUAGGCAGCAUCAGGUGGGAGGUGCUGUUGUGCUUGAUAGGAAUGUGGAUCAUCUGCUACUUUUGCAUUUGGAAAGGAGUCAAGUCCACAGGAAAGGUGGUGUACUUCACUGCCACCUUUCCCUACGUCAUGUUGUUGAUCCUUCUAAUUCGAGGACUAUGUCUUCCUGGCGCUCUUGAAGGAGUUCUUUUUUAUCUUCUGCCUGAUCCAACACGACUAACUGACCCUCAGGUGUGGAUGGAGGCCGGGGCACAGAUCUUCUUCUCCUACAGUAUCGGUGUGGGCUCUCUAAUUGUGCUAGGCAGCUACAAUAAACAAAAUAACAACUGCUACAGGGACUGCCUGUGGCUUUGUUGCCUUAACAGUGGUACGAGUGUUGUAGCCGGGUUUGCAGUGUUCUCUGUGCUGGGAUUCAUGGCUCACAAACAAGGCAUUCCUAUAGCUGAGGUGGCAGAGUCAGGUCCAGGUUUGGCAUUCAUUGCAUAUCCUCAGGCAGUGGCUAUGAUGCCUCUUCCCCAGCUCUGGUCCAUCUGCUUCUUUGUCAUGCUCAUCCUCUUGGGUCUGGACACACAAUUUGUUGCAAUGGAGGUGGUGAUGACGUCUAUCAUAGACAUGUUUCCCAGAGUUAUGCGACAGGCAAGACGUCGAGAGAGCUUCCUCCUCCUGUUCUGCCUAAUUUGCUUCUUUUCUCAGCUAGUCAUGAUCACUGAGGGAGGGAUGUUUGUGUUCCAGCUGUUUGACUACUAUGCAUGUAACGGAGCCUGCAUCCUCUUCCUCUGUGUGUUUGAAGCCCUUUCAAUGGGAUGGAUAUUUGGAGCGGAUAAAUUGUAUGGCAUAAUAAAGGAUAUGACAGGGGUGGACGCCAACCCAUUCUUCAAAAUCUGCUGGCUGUACCUCACGCCACUGGUCUCCCUGGGAUCUUUCAUAUGUUCUUUAGUGGAGUACCAGCCUCUGACUUUCAACCGGUGGUAUGUUUACCCAUCCUGGGCGUACGUAUUGGGCUGGGUGCUGGCCCUCUCCUCCAUCCUGCUGGUACCAGGGUGGGCACUUUAUAAGCUGGCUACAGGCAAAGGCACACUCAGGCAGGUGAGACACGCGUCUGCGAUUUAUGUCGACCUGCUCUGGACGACUCACCAACCCAAACGACAGAAACCGAGCUGCAAAACAUGGGUGUUGACCUGCUGCAGCCAUUCAUGUCCAACUGAUGCAACUAGAAUACUCUGUUUAGCUUUAAGCACACAAAACUUAGAUGAACCUCCAUGAUCAGAUGAGGAGAAAAAGGCUAUCAAGGUCUGAGCAUCGGUUCAGUGUCUCCUCCUGUGGAAACCAACAUCACAAUAGAUUUACCUUUAAGAAUAAGCCAUAUUGUAAAAGCACCACCUAAAUGCUGUAUAACUUAAUUCUUUAUUUUUUCCAGUUGUUUUUGUUAGAUUUCAUUCUGUUUACUAUGAACAUUAUGCUGUCAGAUAAUCAUCUUCCGUGGUUUUUGUAUGGAGUGUUAAGACAAAUAAAUUCCCUCCAUUGA